Geodia barretti is the source of this 354-nucleotide messenger RNA. Lineage: Eukaryota; Metazoa; Porifera; Demospongiae; Tetractinellida; Geodiidae. The record is from the annotation of a GenBank genome assembly.
AUGGAGGCGCGAGGGCGCCAGCUCCGGGAACAGCUCUUCGGCGCCGAGGGGCAGCAGGGUUACGCCAGCGCGCUAGAGGACCUUGCGCCGGACCUGCGGGUUCUCACCUACCAGUACGGGUUUGGGGAGAUAUUCUUCCGCCCUGGACUGGACCUGAAAUCCCGGGUGGUGUGCACCACGGCCGCGCUGGCGGCGCUGAAGGCCGAUGCCCAGUUGCGUAACUUCCUGCGUGCCGGACCUCGGGUGGGCUUCUCCAAGCAGGAAAUAGUGGAGGUGCUGAUCCAGACCGGAGGAUACGCGGGCUAUCCGGCGGCGUUGAACGCCAUCUCCAUAGCGGCCGAGGCCUGGAGUUGA